Messenger RNA from Amphibalanus amphitrite, 830 nucleotides. RefSeq lists its product as uncharacterized. NCBI's taxonomy places the organism in Eukaryota, Metazoa, Arthropoda, Thecostraca, Balanomorpha, Balanidae. The record is from RefSeq and is a predicted model, not a curated record. The transcript is spliced from 3 exons. Bases 45 to 425 code for a protein of 126 amino acids.
CAGUGGCUGGCAGUGCCGAGUGCGCCGCGCAACAGGCUGCCGCCAUGUCCCGGUCCGACAUCCAGCGAAAGGUGUUCGAGUUCCUGAGGCUGGUGCCGCAGUUCGGCCGUGGCGGUGAUGCGCGCACAAAGAUCGGCGACAGCGUGGGUAAAAUUGUGGACCUCUACGAGGCCAUAGAGGCCGGCGACGAUCAGCAGCGGGCACUGCUGCGCGAGAUAGCGCAACUUCUGCAGCUCAUCGCCAGCGUAUCGGGAAUCAGCGUCCUGUACCCACAAGAUAUCAACAAAAUCCACAAUGGCUCGGUGCGGGACGGAGCCGAUCUGCUGCGGAGCCGCAUCGGCGUCAUUGCCAACAUUCUGCCGCCCGCCGGCAGACGCGAUGUCAACGAUGUCACGAACCUGCUGUACGAGGCUCUCACGGAGUAGGACUGGCAGGCCGGCAGGUCAGAGAGGUCACCACUGAGCUGCGGCCGGCCGAUCACCGAGUACUGGACGGACGCCAGAGCUGACAGACGCAGCGCUGAGAAUAUGGCCCGGUGUUUGUAACGCCGGUCUACGUUGGUGACGAUGGUCGUGACGAGGUUGUUUGCCAGAUAACAUUGCUAUGGAUCACAUCAUCACAGUGAUUAUCAUGCUUGACUGUGUGAUUGCACGAUUUGCUAAAAGCCCAACUACAGAUGAAUUCAACUGCAGACUCAUCAGUCUGUGAGUCAACACACACACAUACUAACGCAAUGAUAACACUAGCGUCUAGCACUAUAUAAUGAUAUCGAUUAUGUACGUACAUACGAGUGGCGAACCCCGGCACCCGUCGCCCGGACCGGAAAUGAG